AUGACGCGAAUACGUGAAGUCUGGGCACCCAACCUCGAGAUGGAGAUGGCUAACAUCCGGGAUCUUAUCGAAAAGUACCCAUAUGUUGCUCUCGACACGGAAUUUCCUGGCGUUGUUGCACGACCAAUAGGCGCAUUCAAGACGUCGUCCGACUACCACUACCAGACCAUGCGAUGUAACGUCGACCUGCUGAAGAUCAUCCAGGUCGGCCUUACUUUGGCAGACGAGGACGGCACCUACCCCCAGGACGUAUCCACAUGGCAGUUCAACUUCAACUUCAGUGCCGAGACAGAUAUGUUCGCCCCGCAAUCGCUGGAUCUCCUCCAGAACUCGGGCAUCGACCUGCAAAGACAUCAUGAAAUGGGCAUCGAGCCGAAUGACUUCGCUGAGCUCAUGAUUACGUCUGGCCUCGUCCUGUCACCAGACACCAAAUGGAUCUCGUUCCACAGUGGCUACGACUUUGGCUACUUCGUCAAGCUGCUCACGGGACAGUCGCUCCCCACCAACGAGGAGGCCUUCUUUGACGUCCUCCACACGUGGUUCCCCACGAUCUACGACAUCAAGUUCGUCAUGCGCUCGUGCAAGCUCAAGGGCGGCCUUCAGGAUGUCGCGGAUGAUUUAGGGGUACGUUGUUCGUCUCCCCACCCGUGCGAGCUCUUGGUCCAGGUGAUGCGCAUCGGUGCCUCCCAUCAGGCAGGGUCCGACUCCCUGCUGACCGCGACCACGUUCUUCAAGAUGCGAGAGCUGUACUUCAACGGCACGCUCGACGACCCCGACUUCAACGGCAAGCUGUACGGCCUCGGCCAGACCUUCUCCAUCCAGAACGGCGUCGCCGAGAACGCCCGGGUUGGCACCGCUGCGACGAUCGCCGAGCGUGAGGACCGCGCGGGGCCCCGGGCGGCCGAAUCCCAGCCCCAGCAGGGUCACGGCGGGGUGAUGCUCACGACGCCGGUCAUGGCCGGCGCGAUGCCCGCGCAGAUGCCGACGACGCCGUACGGGCCCAUGGGGAACGGGCCGUAUAUGCGCACGGCCAUUAACGUCGGAGGCGGGCGAUAG
Molecule: messenger RNA, 1056 nt
Organism: Epithele typhae
Lineage: Eukaryota; Fungi; Basidiomycota; Agaricomycetes; Polyporales; Epitheliaceae
Product: CAF1-domain-containing protein
Exons: 5
Coding region: 1-1056 (351 amino acids)
Cellular component (GO): CCR4-NOT complex; P-body; CCR4-NOT core complex
Molecular function (GO): nucleic acid binding; poly(A)-specific ribonuclease activity
Source: RefSeq, a predicted model, not a curated record